GGGAAGGGAAGGAGGGGAUCAUGUGCCUGCCUCUGCCCUUCUUGCCCCCCUACCCCUUCUUCCACCGCCAUCUGGCCCAUCGGGGAGCAUCCAGCUCGUACUGCUCAGAGGCUCAAGAGCAUCAGGUAUACAUUGGUGAACUUCCUCAGGAUUUCCUCCGUAUCACCCCAACGCAGCAACAACAGCAGAUACAGUUGGAUGCUCAGGCAGCUCAGCAGUUACAGUAUGGAGGCGCAAUGGGCACUGUUGGGAGACUGAGCAUUACUGUCGUACAGGCAAAACUGGCGAAGAACUAUGGCAUGACACGCAUGGACCCAUACUGUAGAAUACGACUUGGCUACGCUGUCUAUGAAACUCCUACAGCUCAUAACGGAGCCAAAAAUCCCCGCUGGAACAAAGUUAUUCAGUGUACUGUUCCCCCUGGGGUGGAUUCUUUCUAUCUUGAAAUAUUUGAUGAGCGAGCGUUUUCAAUGGAUGACCGCAUUGCUUGGACACACAUCACUAUCCCCGAAUCGUUGAAGCAAGGAAAAGUAGAGGACGAAUGGUAUAGCCUAAGCGGAAGACAGGGAGAUGACAAAGAAGGAAUGAUUAAUCUGGUCAUGUCCUAUACAUCCUUACCAGCGGCCAUGAUGAUGCAGCCACAGCCUGUGGUCCUGAUGCCCACCGUGUAUCAGCAAGGAGUCGGAUACGUACCUAUAACAGGAAUGCCCGCCGUUUGUAACCCGGGGAUGGUCCCUGUGGCAGUGCCCCCUCCCGCGGUCAAUCCUCAGCACGUGUGUAAUGAAGAGGAUCUAAAAUCGAUCCAGGACAUGUUCCCCAACAUGGACAGAGAAGUCAUCCGUUCCGUUCUAGAAGCCCAGCGGGGGAACAAGGAUGCAGCGAUCAAUUCCUUGCUUCAGAUCGCCGAGGAGUCCUAAAUGCUUCUGCGCAUUCCCCACCUUCAUUGUUAUCCCUCCUUUGAUUUGCCAAGCCAGGGAUUUAGCUAGAGGAAGAAUUUCCUGAGAAACCAUCCUGUCUGGAAAAGAUUGUGGUCCCUUCGUUUUUUGUCGUUGGACAUUUGCGCAUUUGUUUUUUUCCAUACUAUCUUUAGAAACCUCACCCAUUUCUGGUCAUAUCAGUCCAGCCCUUUAUGGCUGCAUUUCUAUGUGAGAGAGGUAGAGGGAGGUAUCCAUGCUGCUUCUUUCUCUCUCUCUCCCUGUUUUGGAGAGAACACACACAUGUUUGUGCACAGACAAGCACAUUUGCCUGUUUAACACUAUGCAUUGGGGCGGGGGGGGCGGGGUGGUAAUAUUGAUAGGUGAGAGAAGAUUGCCAUUCCAGAAAGUGCUUUUAUCCAAAGUUUUCAAUAAAUGGCCCCUUUCUUUCAGGCAUACGGAGCCGUUACAUAGUUCGUCGGGGGUGGGUGGGGGGGUAUGUGAGCAUUGCAGCGAUUUGUAACAUUCUCAAUGUAGGCAAAUUGGUAUUCUAGUAGCCCCCACAGUCUUUCUGGUGAAAUCCCCGUGCUAAAUAUAUUAAUUGGGUACUAAUGCAAUAUAUUUGAUUUUCUACAUUUAGGGCCAAUUGCUAUCCUUUGCUGCGUUGCUGUGCUUCUGAAGUCUGCGGCUACUAGUUUGUCAGAACACAGUAGCAACAUAUAUUAGAGGGAAAGGAUUGUUUCCUGACGUGCUUGUGUGUUUACUUGCACUGUUAAUUGCUUCUGCAUUUAUGUACAUUGGAAAGAACGAAAAGAGAAAUUUUACACCUGGGAACGUUUGAUAUUCUUAAUAAAUAUUCUCGUGAUUGGUUGACAAAAUGCUCUGAAAAGAAACAUGUUGUUGAGGCAGGUAUGAGUAGAAUAGGAUAGUUUUUUCGGACUAGAAUUAUUUUCAAGGCAUAACUUUUAAGGAGAAAGUAGAUUGCAAUGACUCAGUGGGCCUUAAUUUAAUCAGAGGUGAGACAUGCGAGUCUCAUUUGUGAAAGUGGGAGGAGCCAAAAUUGAAAUAUUAAUCCCCAAACACGAGAAGGGGGAAAUUGUACAAAUUCACUGUAUAUGUUUUAACAGCAUAGAGUCGGAAGGUGUCAGAGUAUCUCCAUUUAAUCAGCGAGUUUGUUUGUUUCGGAAAGUGAAGCGAUGCACUUUAAUAUGCACAUUUUUUUGUUACAAUGUGCAGCUUGGCUUUUUUGCUGGUUUCUUAAAAAUUAAAUGCUGUCUAUAACUCAGCCAUACUUUGUACUACUCAAGGUUUUGAACACAGCACACAGGCAUUCGAAUCGGUUGUGGAUUUUAUUGCUUUGGAAGAAGAGCUCAUGGUUCUUGUCUUCCGUCUAUUUUGCUUCUCUUAAUCAAGCUUUCUGUUGUUGUUGUUGUUUUAAAAAAAAACCUUAUGUCCACUUAAUUAUUUUAGCAUAUCACCUUGAAUGCUCCUGGCAUGGCCAGCUAUAGUUCAAAUAUUUAUUUUUUUAUGAUUAAAGUAUAUGUGGGAAAAUGACUUUUAAAGAUAGUACCAAAAAUCUGUGUUUUUUUCUACUGUUUGAUGUUUAUAACAACUAAUCUUCCUGUUUGAUUAGACUUGCAUUUGUAAAUGUGAAAUUCUCUCUCCCUUCCCCCCACUUUCUGUUUCUUUUUAGAUUCAUGGAUACAAUCAGUUGUGAAGCGGGUUUUCCUGCAACCUGCUCUAGAAGUGUAUAUCCGUCAUAAAAUUAGCUUUGUCCCUUUCUUCAUACUCCGCAGAACUUCCAGAUUAUCCUUAUGAUUUAAUGAUGUGCAUUUGUCUAAUUAGCAUCACAGCAGGGGAAGUCUUGUGGCAUUUAGGUAUUUAUGAGGAAGAUGACUCAAAAGUUGUCAGGAAAACCUGGAGUAAUGAUUUGUCCAUAAAACCUUCUGUUUUAGGGCGAUAUGAAUGGAAUAAGCAAGGACCGCAAAAUGCAAGGAAACUGUACAUUUCUAGAUGCUGAUGAUUACUCUGGAAUGCUUGAAGAGUCGCUUGUAGUUUAGGAAUGACCUCAGAUUGCCCAUCUCAUUCUUUUUAGAGCUGAACUAUAGACAUAUUCAAAGAGGUUCUGAGAAUGAACUUUCACAAUCAGGAUACUGACGUGGGAAUGUUAAACUAAAUCUAGCUUAUGGAAGGUUCCAAGAUAGAAGGCCUGUAUAAAGUCUGGGAAGGUCAGUGAUCAUUAAGUUGCAUUUUUAUGUAAUGAAGCAGAGAACUUCUGUGGAUUGUGAGUAGUAAAUGGAUAGUUAAUUCCCUGUGUGUUCUCUUAUAAUGAAGAAGAUGACAGUACACAGUCUUUUGUGAAAUUAAUAGCUGGCCUCACUGAUUACUAUAUUUUCUUUGUCCUUAAAAGGGGUAAACCCAAGUAUGGCCACACUCAUCAUAUGCAUAUCUCCGCUGGGCUGCUGCCUGGAAUAAUACCCUAUCUAAAGCAUGCAAAGGGAAAGCAAAUACUGGGAAAGUUUCUGUGGAUUUUAGUCAGAAUUGCCUCUCCGAUAUUUGUAGUAAGACCGGGGUGCAAGUUGCUGAUGUACAGAAUUGAAACGCACUAGUCUGUUGUUUGAACUAAAUGCUAUGUCGCACACAAUCCUUCCUAUCUGUUUUCUAUAUGCUUCUCAACAGAAUAGCAUAUUUGGCUUUGUACAUCUCUCUGUAGCCCAGAAGCUGCUGUGGAAUCCUGGUAUUUGCUGAAAGUUGUUGGCACUAGCUUCAGUCCUGCCAAGGUCCUGUGGUUGGCAAAAUCCAGGAAUAUUUUUGUCUAGCUAGAUGCUUUCCAACUUUUUCUCUGUUGCCGUUUGAUGCACGCUGAUGGUACCAAGUGUUUCUGUUUGCAGAUAUAACUGCUUGUGUUGGCUGACCUAUAAUACUGUAUAGGGGGUGUUUUGCUCUUAAUUCUCAAGACAUUGUUUUUUACUUUGUUGAAGUUGGUAUGUUUUGUCUCUUGCAUUGUAAAUUCUUCUUUUCCCCAUUGUAUUUAAUUUAAUAAAUGUCUACUAUAUA
This is a messenger RNA of Gekko japonicus, 3971 nucleotides long. RefSeq names its product toll interacting protein (gene TOLLIP). Bases 21 to 917 code for a protein of 298 amino acids. The transcript has 6 exons. Gene Ontology annotation, cellular component: cytoplasm. NCBI's taxonomy places the organism in Eukaryota, Metazoa, Chordata, Lepidosauria, Squamata, Gekkonidae. Gene Ontology annotation, biological process: ubiquitin-dependent protein catabolic process. The record is from RefSeq and is a predicted model, not a curated record. Gene Ontology annotation, molecular function: ubiquitin conjugating enzyme binding; ubiquitin binding.